This is a messenger RNA of Gregarina niphandrodes, 435 nucleotides long. RefSeq lists its product as hypothetical. NCBI's taxonomy places the organism in Eukaryota, Apicomplexa, Conoidasida, Eugregarinorida, Gregarinidae. Bases 1 to 435 code for a protein of 144 amino acids. The transcript is spliced from 2 exons. The record is from RefSeq and is a predicted model, not a curated record.
AUGGGGGUCUUUACAGAGCAACCCGGAGGUGCUGCGUCGUCCUCUGGAAUUUACGGGAAGUACCGGCAAUUAUUGCGCGAUAGUCCUUGGCGGUGGGUCAUCAUUGCAGCUAGCAUACUGUACCUAUUGUCGCCAAUAGAUCUGAUUCCUGACUUCAUCCCGGUGGUGGGUUUGGUGGAUGACGGCGUUGUCGCCUGCGUCUUAGUUCACGAACUAGUGCUCAUGAUGGUAGACGCAUAUGACAAGAGGAAACAGAAAAAGGAAGGGGAAGCCUCCCAGAGUUUGCUACCAGGCCCUAAAAAGUCCAAGGUUCAAGGAGCGAGUAUGUAUCCAUCAACUCCCUAUAUCGGAGACCCGUACGGCGCCGCAUACCCAGAGGCAGCGCCGACAUACAACGGCGCGAGUUUGAAAGAUGCUGUCAAUCUCACUUCAUAA